Molecule: messenger RNA, 2262 nt
Organism: Parastagonospora nodorum SN15
Lineage: Eukaryota; Fungi; Ascomycota; Dothideomycetes; Pleosporales; Phaeosphaeriaceae
Exons: 2
Coding region: 1-2262 (753 amino acids)
Molecular function (GO): FAD binding
Source: RefSeq, a predicted model, not a curated record
AUGUCUCGAACGAAGCCUCAGAAUAUCGUCAUAGUGGGAGGGAGUCUAGGUGGUCUAUUCAUGGGCGUUGCGCUUAAACGACUCCGCCAGAAUCUCAACAUCCGGAUCCUCGAACGUAACCAAACUCCGUUACUUCAAGAUCAAGGCGCCGGACUUGUCGCAAAUUCUGAUGUAUUGCAUUUCUUCAGCAAAUAUGACCAUACACGAACGCCUUUGACUGUCACAAGUCACCGGCGACAGUAUCUCAACAAGGAGGGAGAGGUCAUAGAUCGCGAGGAUCGAGAGCAGCAAAUGACGAGUUGGGAUCUGCUGUACCAUCUCUUGCGGGCAAAUUGUGAUGGCGUAAAGAGCGAGUAUGCGGAAGUGCCGAAGUCUCAGGAGAAUGAAGGUACCUUGUCAUACGAGUACGGCUGUACCGCAACAGACAUCAAGAUUCCGACCUCGACAACAGCCUCCGAUAUGGACUACUCUGAACCUGUUCAGAUCACCAUCAAGCACUCUUCAGGGAAGACGUCGAUCACAGAGGCAGAUCUGGUCAUCGCUGCAGACGGGCCGAGUUCAACAAUACGAGCAAAAUACCACCCUGAGAUAAAGCGAACGUAUGCUGGCUAUGUCGCCUGGCGCGGCACGAUUCCGGAAGAUCAAGUAUCAGAAGAAGCCAAGAAGGUGCUGGUGGAAAGAAUUACUUUCUUUCAUACGCAGAACACCCAAAUCUUGGCUUAUGCCAUUCCUGGGAAGCAUGGAACGCUUGAGCCAGGCAAGCGAUUAUUAAACUGGGUCUGGUACGUGAACUAUAAGGAAGAAUCAACAGAACAUAGGAACAUCAUGACCGACAAGGAUGGAAAGAGGCACCACAUAACACUGCCAGCCGGUGGUGUGCGCGACGACGUGUGGAGCCAACAGAAAGACUUCGCCAAAAGGAUAUUGCCGUCAGCGUUCGCUGAGCUGGUUGAGAAGACCAAAGUACCUUUUAUACAGGCAAUCACGGAUGUGAUAUCCCCAUCUGCCAAUCUUGACUCGGGCAGAGUGUUGCUCAUCGGCGAUGCAUUGGCCGGCGUUCGUCCGCAUACUGGUAUGAGUUCGAAUCAGGCUGCAUUAGAUGCGAUGCAACUCGCAGAGACGAUCAACAAGAUCAUUGGUGGUGCAGGAGAGGAAGUCUUAGAGGAUUGGGAGAAGCAUGUCAUGGAGUAUGCGACAGAGCUGCAGAGCCGUGGCGUUUACAUUGGCAAUCGCAACUGGCAGGCGGAGAACAAGGUAAACGAGCAGCGAAAAGCCCAAGAGAAAAAGUCAAAGCUACGAGCACAAGAGCGACAAGAAAGGGAAGAGCAAGAGCAGCAAAAGUAUAACGAAGAGCAAACGCGCAAAGCUCAGGAGGCGAAAUGGAGGAGGGAAGAAAAAAUGAGGGAGUCACGACUGCGUCAGAAGCAAGCAGAAGAGCACCGCGCGAGAGAGGAAGAGCAGCGUAUGCGCGAGGAACAGGAAGCUAGGCGCGUCAAAGAACAAGAGCAGAAGUUUCAGCAAGAGCGAGCGAAAGCUGAGAUGGAACGCAAAGAGCGAGAGCGCCAAGAGGCCACGAGAGAGAAGUGGCAAGUCGCGCAGGAACGAGAGCGUCAACAGAGGCUGAGAGCGCAAGAACAGCAAGCAGCGGCAGCAGCUGAACGACUCCGUCAACAUCAUGAGAAAGAAGCUGCAGAUGCAGAGGCCAAAUGUCAGAAUUCUUACAGCACUCAGAAAGCACAGAAGGACAAACAGCGAGCCGUCGACGAAGAGCGCCUAAAGCAAGAGCAAGCAUCCAAGCUUCGCCGCGAAGAACGCCAACGUGAAGCAGACGAGCGCUCUCGCCGCGUCAUGCAAGAAGCCCAGGCCCGCCAACGCGAAGUCGCAGAGCAAAAGCUCCGCCUCCAAGCUCCAGAUCCUACGACGCCCAAGAAGCGCCCUUAUCCUGAUACCCCGGACUCGACACCCAAUCGCCCUACCAAGACUCCCAAGGUCAAAACCGACAAUCUUGCGCUGCGCAAUAGCAUGGCGCGCAUCCACGCCCGCGAGAAGCACAUGCAAGCACUCCUGGAUCUCGGCGGCAUGGGUCACGAAGCUGAGCUCAUGGGCGUGUACAUUGAACUAGGCUGGGAUAGGAUGGCCGCAAAGGGCAAGUGCGACUUUUGCAAGCGCAACAUUCAGUUGGAGAUGUAUGUGUGCCCGAGUGGAGAGUCGAAGGCUUGUACGCCGUGCAAGAUGAAAUUUUGCUAUUACAGCUCUUGCUAG